GUUUAUCCUCAGUAUGAAAUCUCAGAAAGUCAUGGCAAAGGUCCUGUUGAUUGGGUUAUAAAGAUAAGGAAUAUCAUUAUCACAAUCACCGAGGCGAAAAAAGAGGACAUCAAUCAAGGAAUUGCACAAAAUGCGAUCCAACUGCAGACAUCCAUCCAGCGUAAUCCUAAAAAACGUAGCUAUGAUACGGCAUGUUUACAUGAAGAUGUAAUGGAAGGUGGAAGUGUUAUUAAGUUCGUUGUCACCCUCUCCAUUACUAAUCAACAAGGCUAUAUUGACCCAUGA
Messenger RNA from Racocetra fulgida, 285 nucleotides. NCBI's taxonomy places the organism in Eukaryota, Fungi, Glomeromycota, Glomeromycetes, Diversisporales, Gigasporaceae. The record is from the annotation of a GenBank genome assembly.